AGAAUUUAUAGAGAGCCUUCGCCUCCUGGCCUCCCCCACAGCCUGAGUCAAAUGCAUCACUUGCUCUUCAUCUAAUCCAAUUUCCUUAUUUCAUUCGGCACGCCUUUCGCGACAAGCCCCUCUCUCUAUCUCUCUCUCUCCCUUUGUCUGCAAUGCCCACCAAUAGGAGGAAGCUCCGUCUCAACACAGUGACUGUAAACCUUGGUUGCCGUUGUCGGAGGCCGAAACUCUCCGAUAUCUUCAACCCCAAACCCAAAGCCAAAACAACUCCCGUUUGCCGCAGGCCCGAUACGUAUCGUUCCUCUUCAAGCUCAUGGGAAAAGGGUGGCUGCUCCACCGACCAAGACGACACCACCACCACAUUCUCUCCCAACGUAGGCACGUCGUCGGAUUACUCCGAAACCGAUUACGAAGCGAAGAGCUCUAAAAAGGUCCGUGGGUUCGGGAGAAUCGGGGGGGAGAGCAUGGCGGUGGAGAAAGACUCGGACGACCCAUAUCUGGAUUUCCGGCACUCCAUGCUUCAGAUGAUCCUAGAGAAGGAAAUAUACUCGAAGGACGAUCUUAGAGAGCUUCUCAACUGUUUCUUGCAGCUCAACUCGCCCUACUAUCAUGGAGUCAUUGUUCGAGCUUUCACUGAGAUCUGGAAUGGGGUCUUCUCUGUGAGGUCCGCUUCUCCAAAGCCCCAUGGUUCCCGCAAGUCACGUGACUUCUAAAUGCUGCGCACGUGGCCUCCUAAUUUCUAUUAAAAAAAUUUAUAUAUUUAUGUAUGUACAAGUACAAGUGGAUGAAGCUGUGGCCAACGUUGGUGGGAAAAUACAUAUAAAAUCCAAAGGAGGUGGAGUGAUGAUUUGUGGGAGACCGUUGGUUUGAUGCAUUUUAAUGAGUGACAGUCAUGUGUACAGUGUAUUUCAUAUUUGAGACUGACUUUGCCUACAUUUUCCAACACUCUCUCAUUAAACCACCGCUGCCAUUUUCGUUUACUGCUUCCUUCAAGUCCAAUGUUGAUGGGUCCUUUCUCUGAAUGGAUUUCAAUGUUGUUAGGUAUGUUUGCAUUUUGAAUUCGAAUCCAGACCUUUCUCCAAUUUGGCA
Messenger RNA from Vitis riparia (riverbank grape), 1089 nucleotides. RefSeq names its product transcription repressor OFP6. Gene Ontology annotation, biological process: negative regulation of DNA-templated transcription. The transcript has a single exon. The coding region runs from base 153 to 713 and encodes 186 amino acids. Lineage: Eukaryota; Viridiplantae; Streptophyta; Magnoliopsida; Vitales; Vitaceae. The record is from RefSeq and is a predicted model, not a curated record.